Molecule: messenger RNA, 1034 nt
Organism: Erythranthe guttata (spotted monkey flower)
Lineage: Eukaryota; Viridiplantae; Streptophyta; Magnoliopsida; Lamiales; Phrymaceae
Source: RefSeq, a predicted model, not a curated record
GCCCCCCCCACCCCCCGAAAAAAAAAACCCCUUGUACCGCCAUGAGAAUACGCAAGCACGCCAAAAUCUCUCCGUUAAGCAACGCGACGGCGCCUGACAGAACCCUUCUGGUUCGCCAUGGCUGUCAGCUGAAUCAGUCGCCGUGGGACGUGAUAAACUUCUCGCCGCCGUCAACUCCUCAGCCGGCUCCUCCGCCGUCCCAGGUCGAUCGGAAUGGCGUCUCUGCUGGAAAUGGGAGCUCAGUAAAUCUUCAUUUACAUAUCGAGAGGGAGAUGAAUGCUUGGCUGCAGCCGCCAUACCCCACUUACCCAGGCAGACGAAUCACCACCACCGCCGCCGCCGCCGAUAAAAUGGAGGUGGACCCGCCGCCGUUGCCGCCGCUUCCGCCACCGGCACCGCCGGUGGUGGUGGCGGAGAAAAAAAAGCAGAUUGUUUUCUGCUGCAAGACCGACGGGAAGAAUUGGCAAUGCAAAAACGAGGCAUCAAGAGGCAAUUCAAUGUGCGAGCACCACUUAUCUCAGGUGAGAAGCUACAGCAACCCGACGAAGAAAUCCGGCAAGCCGGCGGCCGAAGCUCCUCCUCCUCCUCCUCCCCCUCCUUCUCGGCGGGCCCGCCCCAAGAAAUUGUCAGCAUCCUCGUCAGCGAACCCCUACGAAUUCUACUACUAUUCGGGGUUCGGACCCCGAUGGGGCAAGAAGAGAGGCGAAGUCAGCAAGGACAUUGGCGGCGGUGGUGGAAAUAUCACGCCGGAAAAUGCUAGAAACGAACAGGAAAUGAUUGCGGCGGCAGUUGGUGAAGAAGAUUCUGAUGAGGUGGAGUACGAAGAAGAAGAAGAUGAAGAAGAAAAUAAUAAUAAUAAUAAUAAUAAUAAUAAUAAUAAUAAUGGAAGGAAAAGGGUAAGAAAGCCAAUCAAGGCUAGGUCUCUUAAAUCUUUGAUGUGAGGACUGACUGAGAGGAAAAAAAGUCAAUGUAAAAUGUGUUGUAAUUUUUAUAUGCUUUCCUAGAACUAAUUAAUUAAUUUUUGUUUUAUGGAU